AUGAAGAAGGAUCUUUCCUUAAGAGCUGCCAAUCAAUUUAUGUCUCGAAAUAGUAUAUAUUUCUUAGGUUUCCUUAACAUUAUAAAAUUUCAACUAACCAAUAGAAUUAGCAUUAAUACGACAAAAAUCUUUGAAAGGAAAAAUAACCAUUCUAACACAUGUGAUUUGAAUUCAAAUAAAAUGGAAGUAUCUUACUUAUCCCAAUCGCUAGCACAAAAAAUCGAUAACGAAUUGAUGAGCGAAAAUGUUGGAUAUACAACAGAACAAUUAAUAGAAUUAGCAGGGCUUUCUAUAGCACAAAUAAUUUAUAAAGAAUAUAAUUUCAAUCAAUUUAAAAAAGUUCUUAUAAUUUGUGGACCAGGAAAUAAUGGAGGGGAUGGUUUAGUCACAGCACGUCAUUUGAAGCAUUUUGGUUAUGAAGUUAGAGUUGUUUAUCCAAAGGAAAAUAACAAAAUAUUAUUUAAGAAGCUUCUAAAAUUGCUGGAACAUUACCAUGUAGACGUCAUGAAGUCCACAAAAAUAGAGGAAGUAAAGAACUAUGACUUAGUUGUCGAUGCCUUAUUCGGUUUUAGCUUCAAAGGAGAACCGCGAAAUCCGUUUGACGAAAUAAUUAAAAUGAUUAACGAGAGCAAAGUACCCGUUGUCUCAGUUGAUGUACCUUCAGGCACUAACGUAGACAAUGGAAACACAACAAAUGGACUUUCUGUUAAUUCAGAAAUGAAUAUAUCGUUAAUGCUACCAAAAGAGGGAGUUCGAAAUUACAGGAAAAAGCAUUACUUGGGUGGAAGAUUCAUACCGAGUUCCAUUGUAGAGAAGUACAAUUUGAAGGUUCCACUUUUCCCAGGGGAUAGCUCAUACGUUAAGCUCUAG
Plasmodium gonderi is the source of this 870-nucleotide messenger RNA. RefSeq lists its product as hypothetical. Gene Ontology annotation, molecular function: NAD(P)HX epimerase activity. The coding region runs from base 1 to 870 and encodes 289 amino acids. NCBI's taxonomy places the organism in Eukaryota, Apicomplexa, Aconoidasida, Haemosporida, Plasmodiidae. The transcript is spliced from 8 exons. The record is from RefSeq and is a predicted model, not a curated record. Gene Ontology annotation, cellular component: mitochondrion.